Aureobasidium subglaciale EXF-2481 is the source of this 1614-nucleotide messenger RNA. RefSeq lists its product as uncharacterized. The record is from RefSeq and is a predicted model, not a curated record. Gene Ontology annotation, biological process: transport. Bases 1 to 1614 code for a protein of 537 amino acids. The transcript is spliced from 5 exons. Gene Ontology annotation, molecular function: transporter activity. NCBI's taxonomy places the organism in Eukaryota, Fungi, Ascomycota, Dothideomycetes, Dothideales, Saccotheciaceae.
AUGGUGAGCUGUAAUACAACGUCUGAAGAACAGACAAUCGUCGAGGACCCUCUGUUCGCAAAGGUCACCUUCCAUCAUGUCGGUCUUGUCGUGUCGGCUGUCUUCGCCCUCAUCUCAGUCAUCAUAUCCUUCUUUCUGGUCGUGAAGCACGCGACACAUUAUUCGAAGCCAUGGGAACAGAAACACAUCAUCCGAAUCCUCCUUAUGAUACCCAUCUACUCGACCGUCUCCUUCCUCUCCUACCUCUACUACAAGCACUCGAUAUACUUCGAAGUUCUGCGCGACUGUUAUGAGGCCUUUGCGAUCGCCUCGUUCUUCACCCUCCUUUGUCACUACAUCGCUCCAAAUCUACACGAGCAAAAGGAUUACUUCCGCCAAGUAAAGCCCAUCAACUGGUUUUGGGGCGUUUUCGGACUGCAAAAGUGUACAGGCGGAAAAGACAAGGGCAUCUUGCGCAUACCGAGAAGCGGGUUGACCUGGUUCAACGUCGUUUGGUUCUCAGUAUUCCAGUACGCCUUGGUCCGUGUGCUAUUUACCAUCGUCAGUGUCGUCUCGGAGGCCUUGGAUCGCUACUGUGAAGCCUCGCUACAUCCAGCUUUUGCUCACAUUUGGGUCAUGGUCAUUGAGGGUGCCUCGGUCACUGUUGCCAUGUUCAUGCUGGUCCAAUUCUAUCUGCAAUUGAAAGUCGAUCUCGCUGAACACAGACCUUUCUUGAAGGUCCUGUGUAUCAAGUUGGUUAUUUUCUUCAGUUUCUGGCAAUCGCUUGUCAUCUCGUUCCUAUCAUCGUCCAGUGGACCUUUACAACCUACGAACAAGAUCUCGUAUCCGGACAUCAAGGUAGGCAUUCCGUCAAUGCUCUUGUGCGUCGAAAUGGCCAUAUUCGCUGUGAUGCAUCUCUUCGCCUUCCCGUGGCGCGAGUAUGACCUCUCAAAAACUCCAUACGCAGAUCCUGUCACCGCUCCUGGCUCUGGAUUCUCAGGAACUGCACCCAAGUACCACGGAGGUUGGUUGGGAAUCAAAGCCUAUGGCGACACCUUCAAUCCCUGGGAUCUCAUCAAGGCUACAGCUAGAGGCUUUAGAUGGCUCUUCGUGCGUCGCAGGCAUAGACACCACGACGUCUCAUACACAACACCAAAAAUCAACAUCGACGAACCAGCGACAUCGAUACCUGGUCCUAAUGUCACAACUCAUACGGUACCAUCCGCAACGGAGCUUGAACACCAAAGGCGAGCUAGGGCGGAUACAGUCGACGAUGCUGAUACAGCUGGUCUGUUGUCCAACGCGCAGCAGAGUGGUUUAUCAGCUCGCCCAUACCCAUACUCGCCUUCGCAUUCGCCCAUAAGAAACGGCUCAUUUGAAGAUAGGUCGGACCAUGGAGAGUCAGAGGCACCUGGAGCCGAUAUGAGUCUCAUGGGAGGUCGAGCGCAAGUGUCUCAGCCAAGUGCAUUUGGCAGUAACGACGCAUCGAGGCCGGGCAUGAACAGAUGGGACAGUGACACAGAGUACCACAGUACGACAGGACCUACUAUGGGCCCUUACGCAGGAGUUGAUGGUAAUACCGAAUCCUCUUCGAACCAAUGGGACUACUGGGCUGGCGCUAGUAGACACCAAUAA